Ricinus communis (castor bean) is the source of this 999-nucleotide messenger RNA. RefSeq lists its product as uncharacterized. NCBI's taxonomy places the organism in Eukaryota, Viridiplantae, Streptophyta, Magnoliopsida, Malpighiales, Euphorbiaceae. The transcript is spliced from 3 exons. The coding region runs from base 1 to 999 and encodes 332 amino acids. The record is from RefSeq and is a predicted model, not a curated record.
AUGGAAAGGAGUAUGAUUGAUGCAGCAAGUGGUGGAGCUUUGGUAGACAAGACGCCUGAAGAAGCCAAGCAAUUAAUUUCAAAUAUGGCCAAAAAUUCUCAGCAAUUUGGUACAAGGGCUGAUGGAGCUACAAGGCGAGUUAAUGAGGUAAACACUAAAAACCUUGAAAAUCAAAUUUCUGAUUUAACUGCUUUGGUUCGUCAAAUGGCUGUAGGGCGAUUGCAAAUGGCAAAAGCUUGCGGAUUUGCUGGUCAACCUCAAAGGAAGUAUGACCCUUUUUCCAAUCAUUAUAAUCCUGGAUGGAGAUAUCACCCGAAUUUGAGCUAUGGAAACCAAGGAGGACAACAAAAUUAUCCUUUCCAUAGUUUCAUUAGACCACCUCAAAUUCCCCACAAACCUCAAGCUUCAAAUUCAGGUAUGUCUUUGGAAGAUAUUGUUAAAAAUCUUGGUAACAAUGCUCUUCAAUUUCAACAGAAAACAAGGUCAAGCAUUCAGAAUUUAGGCAAUCAAAUUACUCAAUUGGCUACGUCGGUUAGUAAAUUUGAGGCUCAAAAUUCUGAAAAACUACCUUCACAACCAGAGAUAAAUCCAAAUGAGAAUGUUAGUGCAAUUUUUCUAAGAAGUGGAAAGAAGAUUCCUUCAGGGUCGAUUCAACUUAAGGGAAGUGAACCGAGCAAGGAAAAGGAAGAAGAAGCUUCCUCUAAAGCAUCACGUGGGGUAAAAUUUGAUCAUCCUCUAUCUCAUUCAUCUCACACUCCAUUACCUCAUUUUCCUAGCAGAUUAGCUAAGCCAAAAGAAGAUGAGCAAGAAAAUAAGAUCUUGGAUACAUUUAGAAAGGUUAAUGAGCUCAUAUUUCCUGUCGACUUUUACAUUUUGGAAAUGGAUGGUAAUUCCUCCUUAAAAUCAGCUUCGAUUUUAUUAGGACGAUCAAUCAUGAAAACUGCUAAGACAAAAAUUAAUGUAGAUGAGGGUACUCUCUCCGUAGAGUUUGAUGGAUAG